Fulvia fulva is the source of this 561-nucleotide messenger RNA. RefSeq lists its product as uncharacterized. The record is from RefSeq and is a predicted model, not a curated record. Gene Ontology annotation, biological process: transcription initiation at RNA polymerase III promoter. The coding region runs from base 1 to 561 and encodes 186 amino acids. Lineage: Eukaryota; Fungi; Ascomycota; Dothideomycetes; Mycosphaerellales; Mycosphaerellaceae. Gene Ontology annotation, molecular function: nucleotide binding. The transcript has a single exon. Gene Ontology annotation, cellular component: RNA polymerase III complex.
AUGAAGAUCCUCGAUGCUGGAGACCAUCCGCUCUCUAACGCGGACGUACUGGACUGGAUCAAGCGAAAGCGCGCACAACACGAGACCGAAGAUGCUGAGGAGACAGCCGCCAAAGGAAAAGGCGCAAAGGCGACACCACGACCCAAAAACUUCAUCACAGCUCUCAACCGACAUGAGCGCGAGCUCAACUCCCCGCGAUACCCUUACGCUAAAAACGUAGGAGCAUAUGCGGGUGAUGCCCGUGACAAGCAGUUCAAAAAGUUCUGCCAGGAAGCCGAAAAUGUUAUUCAGGACAACCUCGAGGCAGAAUGGAAGGAGAAGCUCAGCACCAUGAACAAGGAGCAGGUCGAGAAGGGGCUCGCGAUUGAGCAGGAUAAGAAGUGCCUCACAGAGCCGGAGCUUCUGAUGCUGUACAACCACGCCCCGGUACACGCUGAAUUGCUUCAGCCCAUGAUCGAGAACGUGGAGGACCGAUUUUCCGCGAAGGAGCAAGCAUUACUCAUUGAUGUGAUCUGGAGGACACUACGGGUUAAUGAACAGCGGCCAGUGGAAGAAGAGUAG